Owenia fusiformis is the source of this 2429-nucleotide messenger RNA. Lineage: Eukaryota; Metazoa; Annelida; Polychaeta; Sabellida; Oweniidae. The record is from the annotation of a GenBank genome assembly.
CUCGAUUAUUAAAUGGAUGCGCCCACAUCAACUUUGUAAGAUUUCAAUCCAAGUCAGUGUAUGUAGCGUAAAUUGUGAAAAUUUAACAACCGCACAUACAGUUUAACUGUUAAGAAAAUAUAAUCUGAAGUCAGCAAGGUGAAUGCUACACUGCUACUAAGGUCCAUGUACAUGUAAGGUGUAACAGCGUCACUGCAGGAUUACAUAUAGUGAUGGAUGAUGAUGAUGACUUUGGAGACUUUGGCGGCUUUGAGGAGGCCGAAGCUGUUGCCCCAGCUGAGGCUCAACCUGUUAUAGAUGGAGCUGUUGCUGCCCCCUCCCCAUGGGCUGUUUUUGGAAUGGGGCAAAAUGUGAACCCACAGCCAGAUCUCCUACAAGCUCAAGCUGCCCCUGGGGGUAAUGUGGCUCCACCUUUCAUCGAGGUAGAAGAGCCCCCUGAACAGCCCAAUGGACCUAUUGCUGCCCCUGAUCUUGGAAAUGGAGCCUCACAGGGAGGAUCUGUUUCUAAAUCAUCCGGCCCACUUUUAGAGGACCACAUUCUCGAUGGUCACUUUCAGCCACCAGUAUCCAUGCCAACCAAGAGCUUCACCAAUGAGCACUCGGUGCAGCUUCCCCCUGCAGGUGUACUUGACCUUGACCUUGGUCAAGGCACAGUGCAGCCACCUAUGGGUCAAUCUCAGAACCAACCAGAUUUAACAGAAAAGAUUCCUAUAUCUGGAGCUAAAAGUAAUAGACAACCUGAUCUAACUAAUAGUGAUAAACCAACAGGUGCUACGGAAAAAGCUUUGUCUAAUGGCCCAGAUGUGACAAAUAAAGGUGCAAGCAAUAUUCCAGAUUUAUCAAAAAAAACUCUAGCAAAAGCUCCUGAUGUGACUGAAAAAUCAAAUUCAAAACCAUCAAGUUCUAAAAAGACAGUAGAUUCCAAUGACUUUGACAUAUCGUUAGACUUUGACGAUGAGCUGAAUUUAUCAAGUACCCAAAAUGCAAUAGACGCAGCCAUUGCUGCUACAGUGCCAUCUGGUGAGAAAAAAGCUUCAACAAAACCUGCCACUGAUGAGAAAAUGGAGCAGAAGGUGAAAGAACUUGAAAAUAAAUUGAGUCUAGCUGAUGAGGAGAAAGAGAGAAUAAAAAAGGAUCUAGAAAACAUGAAUUCCAGUCAGAAAGAGUUGGAAGCAGAGCUAUCUAAGAGUAAAGAAGACCUAGAAGCACAAAAAGAAAAAUACAAUGAAUUGCAGGUAAAACAUGACAAAGACCUUGAAGACAUUAGAAAGGCAGGACACGAUGCACUAGCUGUGAUAGUUGAAGAAUAUAAGGAACUUUGUAAAACUGCAGUAUUAGAACAACAGCAAUUGAACGAAGAACAUUUCAAAGAACUUUUAAAAAGUGAACUAGAAAAAUAUGACAAGGAAAAGGCAAAACAGAGUGACGAAUUUCAGAAAAUUCUGGAAGAAGAGAAAUCAAACAUGCAAGAAGCCAUUAAAACUGCUAUAGAAAAGCAAAAGAAGACUAGUAAGGAAUAUGUGGAAAAAUGUAUAAAAAAUGAACAGGAAAAACAGAGAGAGAUAUUAGAAAAAGCCUUAGAGGAAGAGAGACAGAAAAGCAAGGAUGCAAUACGUGAAGCAGUCAAAGAAGAACAGGUCAAGUCUCAGGCAUUUAUAGAUGAUGAAAAGAAAAAGCUGUUAGAUUUGUUAGAUGAAGAGCGUGAGAGAGGGAAGGAGGCCAUCGCUACAGCAGUAGCAGAACAGAAUGUUAGUAGUAAGACAUGUCUUAGUGAAGCUAUAGAAGCAGAAAGAAGUAAAGCUAGCGAGGCAACACAGACAGCUAUCAAUGCAGCCAGAGAUGAUAUGAAAACAUAUAUAAAUGAACAAAAACAGGCGGAUUCCAGUUUACGCCAGAGACAGUAUGCCAGCAUGGAUCUAUUCUUGGAGAGUACUAGGAAAUCAUUGCAACUACUCAUGUCUCAACCUCCAGGCAGUGGUGGAGAUGGACCGAAAUAGCAGACAAUUUUCUAUUUUUUAACAGAUUUAAUCAUCUCAGUCAAAUGCAUUAAUGUUCUGAAACUCUGCAAGGUGAAUCUAGUUGCCUUGCCAACUAUUAACUCAAAUUUGUCCCUGUAUUAUUUUACAUCAUAAUAUGUUAAUAUGUACAAUGUACAUGUAAAAUAUAUUUCAUUCAUGUUCUCUAUUCAUGUUUUGAAUUUCUGGAGCUGAGUUAUCAGGAUUUAAACACUUCUGAGCAAAAUUGAAUUAUGAUAAAACUGGGCGUGUACACUGCCUCUUGUAUUAUAGUUAUACUCUGCUUGGAGCUGGAUUAUUGGCAAAAUGAUAAACACGAUGAAAGUAUUUUUGCUGCACCAAUGAAAGCAUAAUUAUGAAUAAAAUGCUAUUAUAGUAUUAGCUAACACGUGGAAGGGAUAAAUAAUGUUAAAU